Messenger RNA from Diaporthe citri, 1083 nucleotides. RefSeq lists its product as uncharacterized. Lineage: Eukaryota; Fungi; Ascomycota; Sordariomycetes; Diaporthales; Diaporthaceae. The record is from RefSeq and is a predicted model, not a curated record. The coding region runs from base 1 to 1083 and encodes 360 amino acids. The transcript is spliced from 4 exons.
AUGGCGGGCUCCAUCACUUCAGCUACCGCGGCAACACAGCCUGAGCCGUCUUUACAAAAACACCUGGAGGAGAUAGAAGGCGACCUUCCUAUGGACGGCGCCGUUAUCUUAUUGUUCCCGCCCGGCUCCGUCGUUCUCUCGGCAGAGUCAUAUGGCUCAUCCGCCUGGACGCAGACAGGCUGCGUAACGGUUGAAUUACCCAACGGCGACUUGAAGAAGUACUUCAUGAAGCUAGCACUCAGGGACCAUGGCAAGAACAUGCUUCAUGGUGAGUUCGCAGCGAGUUCUACCAUCGACUCUUUUUGUCCAGGAAUGGUCCCGAAACCCCUUGGCUGGGGCAAGUUCAACGUCGGCUUCCCUGAGACCUACUUUUUUAUUGGAGACUUCAAGGACAUACAGCUGGGCCUGCCAGAUCCGUUGAAGCUUGCGAGGCGAGUGGUUCAGCUCCACAGCAACACGUCGCCGAAUGGCAUGUUCGGCUUUGAUGUGACAACAUUUAACGGCAAGGUGAACCACGUUACGGAUUGGGAAACAAGCUGGAGAAAGUUCUUCACUCGCCUGCUUUCAAACACCCUCCGAGUCGAUGCGGAAAACAACGGUCGUUGGCCAGAGCUGGCCGCCGUCGCUGAGCAGGUGCUGUCUGCUGUUUGCCCGAGGCUCCUUGAUGUUCUGCAGGAGGGGCCUGACCCCAUAAUUCCGAGGCUAAUCCACGCAAACAUUUGGGCGGGAAACACCGGCACUGAUGAGGAGACUGGGGAUGUCAUCUUCUACGAUUGUGGGUCUUACUAUGCCCACAAUGAGAUGGAGCUGGGCAUGUGGCGCCGUGACGCUGCACACUACCUGGGUCAGCGAUAUCUUCACGAGUACCAGCAACUCUUCCCACCUGCGGCGCCGAAGGCCGAGUUUGACGACCGGAACAGGUUGUACUGUCUGCAUUAUCUCAUCAAUUACUCUGCGGGUCAUCCAGAGGCCCUAAGCAGGCACACUGCGUUGAAUGACAUGGCAUAUCUCUGUGAGAAAUACGCUCCAUUGGAUGGACUACCAAGAUAUGAUCCGCAGAAGGAUCCAUCUGUUCGCAGGUAG